GCGCUACGACGCUGCGCGUCAGGGGUGGGAGAGAGUACUACAGGGUGAAAGUCUGUGUUAUGAGUAAGUAUUUGGGAUAGGUAGCUGAGUGACGAUGCGUCGUUCUUAUUGUACAAGAGUCUGUUAUCCUGCCUAUAUUGUACAGUCUAUGUUGUCGGCUGAUUAGUGGCCGCUACUGGUAGUGAGUACUACAUUUAUGCCAGCGCCUCCUCUGACGUGCUCUGUCCGUGCCGUAUCGUCGUUCGCCGUAUUGAAAGAAGACAGAACAGGCGACUGAGUCGGAGUAGACGACGUUUACGAUAUCAUAGGUUGUUGCUUUGCUGAUCGCCCCGUAUACUGUUGUCGUCUCUCUUUACAGUAAGCGAAUUGUCGCUGAUCCGUGCUGCCUCGUCCAUUGCCAAUUCGUAUUGCCCGAUAGGAGACCGCGGUCAAUUUAGAAUAAAACGACUAUGCCUCAACACGGGAAACAACAACAACAGCAUGAACGUUAGUUGUAACAAGAUUUCGUGAGUAAUAUAGCUUCAACGAAAAAAAAAACAAACGCGAUUUUAUAGAAAUAUCACUGAACGACCUCAUCAGGAGAGGAACAUGGUAGUUAACAUUCUGCAAGUGACGAGAGAGUUUUAAAUUCUGAAAAGGCUCUGACAAGCGAAUAAUAGUCAUGGUGAUCGUGGUCGAGGAAGUGAAAUUUUGAACAGUGAGUUGAAAGAGUGGUAUUCGACGCUACAGUACAGUGUCCGCUUUUUCGCGGUCGGCGGUUACUGUCAAAGGGAAAGGACACAUUUCAUGUUAUCACAUUUUUGUUGUUAGGACCAAAAACGAGAUUGUAUUCCCUAUGUUAAAUGAUUGCUCGAGAACCGAGAAGAAGGAAGUCAUUACCGAUCAACAGAUAGAAGGAAAGAUCAAUUGACAUAGUGUCUAUCGCAAUCGUCUCAGCGAACUUCGACGGUGCACCAGAAAAAACGUCUACGAAUCAGCUGUAUAUGAUGUGUCUGUUUUUGUAAUAAAAUGUACAGAACAGCAGGGCAUUAAUUCAUGCCUCUUACAUUCUUAUAUAUGUGCAUGUGCGCGUGCCUACCUGUGAGAGUUUUCAUGCGACCUGAAAGAAAUACUGUGAGAAUUUCUGUAAAACAGUUGUUCUUUACCAAAACUGCGUGAUUUGAGAACAUCGGCUUGAUUCAGGUCGAUUUAGCUAAUCAACUGUUGUUUAUCAGGUAAUAGGUUUAACUGUGCAUUGUUUAGGUCGUUAGCGGAAUCAAGGUAGGACCGCCUAUAGCAGCAAAAAUAAAAAGAAUCAGUUUCGAAUUGAAUAAACUAGUAAUAACCACAAAGGCUACAAGGCUCUAGUGUAGAGAAGAAGUGAGGGCCUGGCGUUGAUUGUUUCGUGCAGCGGCCAUUCGCUUAUUUAGUUUUUGUUAGUGCCUGUCAUUGGCGGACGAAAUUGAUAAGCACCUCCAGUGAAGGAAUCAUGGAGGUGGUCACCGGGCAGUUGCCUAGCAGUCCGUCAGUUAUCGAAUGGAGUUCGUUCAGCCUUACCCACGUCCAAUACCCUAAAGGUGAUAGUCUUGGGAAGCUAUUGGCGUUCAUCUCACUGUCCCCAUUGGGGAUUGCCGUUUGCAUGCUCACGCUCAUCCUUUUUCGCAGAGAUUUGCACACGAUAACGUUUUCUUCCGGUAUACUCUUAAAUGAGGUAAUGAACUACACGUUGAAGCACUUAAUUCGGGAACCUCGACCUUUGAAGCGACAGGAAGAGAUGACCGUGGAGUUUGGGAUGCCUUCAAGCCACUCCCAGUUCAUGUGGUUUGUGGCAACCUAUCUCAUGUUUUUUAUCACCUUCAGGCUGCAUCAUGGUUCCAAUAAUAACUCCGUGUGGGAAGGUGUUUGGCGGCAUCUAUUGAUCGCUGGAGGUUUUUUUUGGGCAGGAGCUGUUGCGGCAUCGCGCGUCUAUCUUGAGUACCACACGUUAGCCCAGGUGAUGGCUGGAGGAGCAUUGGGAGCUUUGGCCGCGUGCGCCUGGUUCGCAUUAACGCACUGCGUUUUCACACCACUAUUCCCCUAUAUCUGCUCAUGGCGAAUCAGUGAGUUGCUGCUGCUGCGAGAUACGACGCUGAUUCCUAACGUGAUGUGGUUCGAGUACACGUCCUAUCGACAAGAAUCCAGAACAAGACAACGAAAGCUGACUUCAAUGAAAUCUCAAUAGAAAAACUUUCUCCACUCGGCCUUAACGAAAAACUUAUUUAAGAAAUUUGGAAGCUUUCGAAAAAGCCACCGAACCUUGGCCAACUGAGUUCGCAUUAAAAACGAGACCGAACGACAACCUGUUCAACAAGGUUUUUUUUACCUGAAACUAGGGAAAAGGCUGUCAAACCGUGAUCAAGGUCUCAAAAGUCAAAACAACCGGUCAAAGGGAUUUGUUACGAUCAUUUAGAGAAACUCUGGGGCCGUCUGGAGAGGGAUAUUACAUAUGAAUAGGAAGAUUUUCUUGACAAAUUACAGCCAUUCGAGAAAGAAUAGCUGAGAGACAAGAGAACCGGUUGACUUAAGAGCUUAACUCAAAAAUGGAAAGGACAUUCCAUCCUCAAUUGCAAAUGCAUAAAUACAAAGCAACACUAACUGCUAUAAUAUAUAGAAAUAACGAUUGAAUAUUGGCGAAUAAAGCAUGUUAGUUCUACGUGGGAGAAGUACAAGAUGUCGGUAUCAUGGAUACUGUUUAAGAAAAAUAAUCAAUCGACCUUGGUUUCAGUAUAGUUCUAAUUAAAUGUGAAAAGCCAUUGUAAUCUUAGAAUAAGCAAGAUGUAAGAGAACCAAACGUAUAGUCGUCACGCUUGUAAAUUAGAUACUACUAGGACAUAAAUUACCUUGGAAUGAAUAUCUACUCUGCAUGUUAGCGAGAACCAUAAAAAUGUAUUAGACAUUUUUAAUAACAUCCGAAGUGUUGUCUAGUUUUAUGUAAUGUAGAGAGUUGUACUCAAUAUACCGCAGGUAGUAACACUCGAGUAAUUAUUGAGUGAAUUGCAAUGCUACUCUAAAGGACAUCGAGUGGAACUGUCUAAUAUAAUUUCUUAAGAAUUCGCGAUAUUGUUAAAGAAAGUUAAGGUCUAUUUACAGAGAAAUAUACUUACCUGACUUCAUAGUGUUGUGCCAGUUCGUUUUAUAAGUUUUUUUUCUCGCAAAUGUUGAAUACUCUUUUUUUUUUUAUCUAUUGAAGUGUUUUUCGUAGAGAAGUAACACGUAAAGUUACUUUUGGACUCUGAAUAUCUUGAAAAUGCCCCGUAACAGUAAAUAAUACCAAGACUUGCUGCCAUAAUUAUCCUUAAAAAUUAUCCAAAAAUUUUCCUUAAUAAUUGUUCUCUAUUUUUUUACGGUUCUAUUGACGAUUUGCAACAACGUACCAUCACAGUAGUAAACAAGACCAUCUGGUACAACUAUACUCGCAGAUUCACGCAUUCCUUAACGCCGACAUGAGAAACUAUGCGCUUCGGCACUGGAGUAUAGUAAAAUUUAAAAAAUAUCAUCGAGCUUAUGUAGUACUGUGAUCUGUGAAUACGCGGAAAACUUCGUUAGUAAGCUACUGUAAAGACCCUCAAUCUUUUCGUCGAAUACGUUAAUACAACUUAGCUUUGGCAUUUGACGUUAAGUAUAACUGUAUGAGACCAUUACAAACGUACGUUUUAUCUUCUACUUUAAACAAGAAAAAACCGGGUAAUUACACUUGGUAUUUAUUGCUUGUUCAUGUCAUUUAAUUAUCGAAACGGUUAGCGGCAUCGCGGUUCAGCUUAACCGACUUGUCAUAACCGCAAGUGCUACGACAACGUACCGUUCAUUCAAACACUUCUAAAACUACUACACUUCACUACCAUCUAAAAUAUACAUACCCUUUUGUUUCAGCGCGGGUAUUACUUUCGAACUAUCUUAAAUAUGGCAGGUCCUUGAUCCAUAAAUUAAGUAUGGAAUAAAACCGCAGAAUGUUUCACAAAAGGAUGCGCAAGAAUAUAUAUCUGGUCUGAUUGCAGGACAUUUCUGACCAACUCUACAACCACUUAUUAAUAAUGGGUAACUGCAGUUUUGAUAUGUACUUACGUAGAUUACAUCAAUGCCUAUAAUAUCACUGACUUUAUUUUUUUUUUGUACAAGUACAAAAUAGUAGAAAAGCUUAUUAGUACCCCUUUUGUACUAUUCUUAAAUGUAUACGUAUUUCUAUUGUUUACCGUUUUUCCUACUAAAUCCAGCGACUAUACGAAAAGGAGAAAAUUAAAACAGAUAUAAUAUAAACAGUCGAGAGUCAAACGGGAAAGCUAGCGUUUUCGACUUCGAUCUAUAGCAGUGUGUUGAGAGCUUCAGUAGUCAUUUAGGACUAGUGGAAGCAUCAGACAGAAGUAUGUACUGCAAUGUAUCUCAUUCGAUGUAGAUAAACAUGCUACAGAAUUAGAGAAUCGUCACAAAGAUAUUUAUCAGACACAGAAUGCAGGAGAGCUAGAGCAAAUUUAGCAGUAAAAUAGUAAACUAGUAAAAUUCGAUAAAUCAUGUGAUGGUUAAUGACUUAAAGGACACUAUUAACGAUAACGAAGUUAGACUUAUGUUCAAGAUAUGAUAUAGUAAUUAGAGCUAAAAUGAAGAAUGAAGGGUUACCGAAUAGUGCAAUGAUCAUAGGUAUAUACGAAUGCAGGUAUUAUUAUUAAUUAUUCCUAUUAUACUACAGAAACGGAGAUCGAGUGUAAUAAAUGGCAUGAGGUCUGUGCAUUGUAUUCGUCUACAAACUGCUUGAUGAAAAUUGUUCAAAAAACGAAAACGAGAGUAACAUUGAAUAAGGGAAAUAGAAAAAGCUAUUUAUUAUAUGAUGGUCACACAACGAUAGAAUGUGUAAUAAUGAAAUGAUGCAAUGUAAAAUGAGAAGAACUGCAGAAACUGAUGGAACACGGUGAAUGAAUUGAUUCUUGAAUGAAUACACGGAUAGUUGUUUGUAUAGGUAUUAUGAAGAAUGAAAGGGUUCAGUAAUGGAAGAGAAGAAAUGUACACGACAACCCUUCCUUCACAAACCUUCAACUUGUACCUCGCAGUGUUUCAUAUUUAACUUCUUACGCCAUCGUAGCGGACUAGAGACACGGAAAGAAUAUUUCCUGUAUGCACAGUCGCCCGUUUUACUUUACAAGUUGAGAAGAAUUUUUUUAUCGUCUGUCAUCACGAGUCGAAUAAGCUAAAUUCUAAAUCGAAAUUUAACGACGGUCAAGUGAAUCUGGGCAAACACAGGAAAACUGGUUUUUAUUGCAUAUGGUGUCGGAUUAGAAUUUCUGCGAAAUAUAAGCGUAGUCAGUACUUCUUAUUUGAUUCGUAAGAAUACUUCCACGAUGCUAAUAAAAGCGAACUAUUACUGCUGGCAGAACCGUGACGAUAUCUAUCAAGAAGAUAGUAAAAGUUUGAAGGGAGAAGAAAAUAAGGAAAAAGAUAAUUAGUCUUGUCAAACGUAUAAUGCAAAUCUAAAUCUAACUCUGUUCAGUCAUUAAAAAUCGAUGUUAAUUAUGGUGAUUAUAUAACAUGAAAGUAUAUGUAAUUAUCAAUUAGCGGCAGCAUAAUAUAGGGAUGCUAUGGACGCAGUGACGAUACACAAGAUUGGAAAUUGAGAAAAUAAUAAAAUUCUUAUCAUAGAAUCAUACUGAUGGUGCGGUCGUGACAAAAGUCAUAGACCUGCACAUGCUAAUUAUAGAUUCACCAUGGGAUCAUGACAAUAAGGUGAAAAACAGCCAUUUCAUUAUAAUAAUCAUUACUAAUCUCUCUCAAUAGAGUUUUCGCUAUUUAAGUCGCUAAAGAUAAGGCAGAUAAAGAAGAUCCGUUGGCAUAAUUCAUAUUUUAUUAUUAUUUGGCGAUAAUAUUGGCGAAACUAAUAAUAUUUCGAGCUUGUUAUCGAAUCUGGUCAAGAGUAAAUUGGAAAAUGUGUGUUUUUAUUAUACAUCGCUUUUAAUGAAAAUAUUAGUAGGCUCUUGCGGCCGAAGUGUAUUGAUAGUAAAUAAAGGAUGCUGUUAGUGGUGAUUAUAUAUCGUAGUAGAGCAUGGCGAUGUAAACCAGAUAAUGAUUACGAGCUGAUAUUGCAAAGCUAAUGCUGACAAAAUAAUGGGACAACAGGGCGACGACUGAAACAAAUUUAAAUACACAGACAGAUAUACACAAACGCCUAUAAACAGAUACAAGGGUAAUAGCUUUGGUUUUGUAUAUAACGGUGAUGAUAAUGAUAAUAAACUUAUUAUAAUGUUAAACUCUA
Molecule: messenger RNA, 6253 nt
Organism: Varroa destructor (honeybee mite)
Lineage: Eukaryota; Metazoa; Arthropoda; Arachnida; Mesostigmata; Varroidae
Product: dolichyldiphosphatase 1-like
Biological process (GO): protein N-linked glycosylation; lipid biosynthetic process
Cellular component (GO): endoplasmic reticulum membrane; intracellular membrane-bounded organelle
Molecular function (GO): dolichyldiphosphatase activity
Source: RefSeq, a predicted model, not a curated record